This is a messenger RNA of Betta splendens (Siamese fighting fish), 4851 nucleotides long. RefSeq names its product smoothelin b (gene smtnb). Gene Ontology annotation, molecular function: protein binding. Lineage: Eukaryota; Metazoa; Chordata; Actinopteri; Anabantiformes; Osphronemidae. The record is from RefSeq and is a predicted model, not a curated record. The coding region runs from base 323 to 3538 and encodes 1071 amino acids. The transcript has 20 exons. Gene Ontology annotation, cellular component: microtubule organizing center; filamentous actin. Gene Ontology annotation, biological process: actin cytoskeleton organization.
GAGGGGCGGGGUUACACCUUUUCAGUGGGAAACGCUCCGUUCAAAAAGCUGCCAACGUCUCCCUGCGGGAACGUGCGCGACUGUUUGUGUUUUCGCUGCGAACUCGACAGGCACGACAUGCUGUGCGGAGGCGGGACGCGGCUUCACUACGUCUGACCAGGAGCGUCCGACGGUAACGCCGCCAGACGCGCACGCUGACGCGGAAAAAAAAAGAAAAAGACACGACAACCGGUAGCAGCCGCGCAGGUGGUUCGCGCUCGUGACCGGCUGCGUCUCAACUGCCACAAGUUCUCAUCUCACUUGAACCUGACGGCUGCUGAAAAUGUCCGUGGACAGUUACUCUGCGCUGGACGAGCCCGCACUCCGAGCCCUGCUGGAUGGAACAGUAGACCUGGACGAGAGGCGCCUCAUCCGUUCAGCCAUCCGGGAGCUGAGGAGGAGAGAGAUUGAAGACAUGGAAGCGGCUUUGGCCAGCAAGCGGUUCCGACCCACACGCCUGAAGCAGCAGGAGGACAAGGAAAACCAGCACAGGCCAGAAUCUGUGACAGUCAGUGACAAUCUGGAUGUUCUGUCACAAAAACUUCAAUCCAUCCAUGACAUUGAUGAGCUCACGAUAAUGCUCCGUGCUUCCAGCGAGUAUGAGGAAAGGAAGAUGAUCAGAGCAGCCAUCCGACAAGUCAGAGAAGAACAGCAGCAAGGGCCUGCAGAGCGUGGAAAGGCUGCUGGUCGAUGUCAGGAGUCUGAGAGUGUGGAACCCCAGAACAGCAUGGGAACUGGGGAGCCAGAGCAGGAGAGUCACGGUGAGCGAGAACACGUCCGAUCUCAGAUCCGGGAGUUACGCGGCCAGCAGACACAACAAAGCAGAGACCUGAGGAGAAUUGGCUCCAGCUCAGGCAUGGUGUUGGUUCUCGAUCCCCUGGUGAAGGGUGAUGACUCUGGACCUCCGCUGAUCCAGCCUCAGCGAGAACCUGGUGUGACGGAGCCUGAUCUGGUCCUGUCCCACCGUCAAAGGUCAGACUCCUCAGCCUCAGACCGCAGUGUGACCUCGGUGUUUUCCAGGUCCAAUCUGGAUUCUGGGGGCUCAGAGAAGAGUCUGGGCUCCGCUUACAGAGUCCGUCUUGACUCUGGAGCUUCCGACAGAAGCCAGAGUCCUUCCCUCUGUGGUCGGCUGGACUCCGGGGCAUCAGAGAGAAGCCUCAACUCCCAGUCCAAUGUCAGACAGAGAUUGGGCUCAGAUGUCUCCAACUCUGAUGUCAGGCCACGUUUGGGCUCUGGGGCUUCAGACAGCACCAGUCUCUUGACAAGGAAACGGACUGACUCAGGGACUUCUGCCAGUAUCUCCUCUGAAGAGAGGGGUCCAGUGGAGGAGGUGGAGGUCGCGACCAGUGGCUCAACUUGCAGCACAGAUUCAGAAACCGAGAGCAGAAGUCAAGGUCCAGUCAGCCACCUGGCUCAGAACAGCCAUGGCUGCUUCAAAGACCAGGACCGCCCUGAUGGAGCGGUUUUAUCACGGAGUGAUCCCACAGACGGCCUCCUGAACGGCACAGCCAGGGGACAGAUUGAUCUGCAGAAAAAGGUAACAGUUAACAGCAGUCUUCCCCUCAAUCACGGCAAAGCUAAGGAUUCUGCACCUGAGAAGAAAGAUGUUACACUGGAGCAGUUCAACCGCUCCAACUCUGUACGCGAUCGCAUGCGCAAGUUCGCCGAGCCCAGCCAGAGCUCGAGUGCUCCCGCGCUGAAGAAGGUUCCUCUGAAGAACGGGUCAAGCUCCAGCAACGGCAGCCGCGCAAAUCUCUCCAGAGCCGCCGAGCUGUUUACGCACACUGCAGCAUCCCCUGGCAGCACAUCUGGAGACAGGCCAGCAAGGCCAUGCGCAGACGCCGCAUCGAACACCUCUGCUGCAUCCCAGAGCCAGGCCACACCCCAGCCAAGGGGUGGGGCCAGCAAACCUCUGCUGUCAGCUAGCCAAUUGCAGAACACCAUGGGUGGGACGAGACAUCCAGCUGAAAAAGAUGUGCACGCCUCUAGUAGCUCAAAGGAAGAAAGGACCCCAGGGAGAACAGCUGGAGAGCAGGUCACCCAGGGAGAGGCAGAUUUGGACAUGAAGACUUUCCUUACAAUUGAGAUCAAGGAUGGGCGCAGCACCACCUCCUCUACAUCCUCCCCGAGGGGUAACAUUGUCCCCAUCACAACCAUUACCCCACGCAUCACCACCAAUGCUCUGGGGCAGAGGGCAGAGUUGACCCUUGGCCUAAGAGCAACACCGUUCAAGGUCUCCUCAUCCAGCUUGUCUUCUGCAUCUUCCAUCAAGAUGGAGACGGAGCCCGUAACGGCCUCGGAGCCAGUCGUUUCAGCCGGGCCUGUACCGGCGCCCUGUCAAGUCCCAGUCAUUCACAACGGCUCCAGCACUCAGACCAAACCCGACGAGCGCCCCGGAACACUCACCGCUGAGCAGCUCGCGGCCAUUGAAGAUGAAGAGCUCCUUGACAAAAUGCUUGAUGAGUCUAAAGACUUUGAGGAGAGGAAGCUGAUCCGUGCAGCCAUGAGAGACCUGCGCAAGAGGAAGCGAGAGGCCAUGCUGGGAUGUACCCAAGAGGAAAUGGGUAGGGCAGACCAGAGGGAAAAGGAGCGAGAAACACGCCUACAGGAGCUUCGGCAGCAGAGAGAGGAGCGCACGCAGAAGGGGCGCCCCGGGGUCGGAGCUGGAGAGGUGGUGAUGAGGAAGGUGGAGAAGUCUGCCGAUGGCUCCACCCUCAGCCAAGUCACCAAGACCGACCGCUUCGCCCAGUCUGAUGAUGGGAGUCGAUCGACACGCAGCACUGUGGUGGAGGCCAGUUAUGUGCAGAAAACAGACAGAGGCACAGUCCAGUCGAAGUCGUAUAGUUACACUUCUUCUACUUCCUCCUCCUCCAGCACAAGCAAAAAAGUGGGCAGUGUGUUUGAUCGCGAGGACGACACGGCGCCGCGCGGCGGCGGAUUGGCUGCCGUGGAGCGGAGGCAGGCGGAGAAACGCAAGGAGCUGAUGAGGGCGCAGACCAUGCCCAAGACGUCCGGCAUGCAGGCCCGCAGAGCCAUGAUAGAGAAGCUGGAGAAGGAGGGGGGCGGCCCUGGAAAUCAGGCGGUCGCCAAGGUAAACAAGGUGCAGCGCUCCACCAGCUUUGGUGUACCCAACGCUAACUCCAUCAAGCAGAUGCUCCUCGACUGGUGUCGUGCCAAGACUCGCUCAUAUGAGCAUGUAGACAUUCAGAACUUCUCCUCCAGCUGGAGUGACGGCAUGGCGUUCUGUGCCCUGGUACACAACUUCUUCCCCGACGCGUUCGACUACAGCUCCCUGAGCCCCAGCAACCGCCGGCAGAACUUCGAGGUGGCCUUCAACGCUGCAGAGACCCACGCCAACUGCAUGCCUUUGCUGGAAGUAGAGGACAUGAUGAUAAUGGGCAAAAAACCAGACUCCAAGUGUGUCUUCACCUACGUACAGUCACUGGUCAACCACCUACGUAGAUAUGAGAUGUCCAUGGGUCGCUCCUGUGACCUCUGACCUUUCCACCUCCAUCUUCACCAGAUGAGUCACAUCACAGAGGUCUACAUCUGUAGUGGACACGUUGGGGAGUUUGCAUUUGUGUGUCGUUUUGCUUAUUAUCUUUGUUGGCAGUGGCUCUGUUUUCUUUGUUUUUUUUUUUUUAAAUCAGUGGACACAUCAUUAACAAACUCCACUCCCAAGACAAAGAAAGCACCAAAGUGUUGUUCAGGAGCAGCUUCUGAGCUUUAACCUCUGUCCUUUUUGUACUCAUACUCGGCUCCAAACAAGGUGAUAGUCCCUUUGCAGUAGCUGAGGUAUGCUACUAAAACAACACGUGGAAAAAAGGGAAAUAUUUUUUGUAGUAUUUCCCCAUUUUAAUUAUUUAUACCUGCAUUUUCUCUAAUCCACAAUUGUAAUUAUUGUAAUUGUCAGCCUUGCUGUUAAAUAGAAGAAGAAAACCGAAUUAGCAUCAACUGUGUUUUUGCAGUUUGGUACUUUUUUACUCAGCUCUAGUUGUGUUUUAGUAAGUUAUUGCUGUUCCCAUCUUGAGAUACCUAAUUUUAAUCCACUAGGGUUUUACUAAUGAAUUCAUGAGCAUAGAGAUGUUCAUUAUUGUUCAAAUGAUGCAGCAUCGUUACUGUUACUCACCUUUGUAACCUUUACAAAGAGUUUUUCCUCCUGUUUGUAUCUUGUCACAUUAUUCCAACAGAAGUUUUUUUUGACAAACAGAGAACACAGGAGGACACAGUUCUACAGCUAAAAUAUUAGACUUGACUUUAUUACUGCUUCACUGAUAAUGCGUGUAGAGAAACCCUAUCGGUGUCCUUGCUAAACACUCACAGCUCUUUAGAGGGCUCCAUAUUUAUGCUUGAGUAGAUCGUUUUUUCUUUUUUAAUAUAUCUUGUUUUAUUAGUGUGUACAUUAUGCUUUUAAAAGCAAACUUUUGUUUAAAGAAGGCAAAUAAGCUCAAGCUAUCACAAUGCUUUUGUGAAAUACAUUGGAGUCACCCUUUGGGCAACAUGAGCCUGAUAGACGCUGGCAAAUGUAGAUUUCACAACAUGAAGCUAAGGAAACAUUUCAAAUUAAGAUUCUAGUUGUGCUUUUAAAAUUAAGGUUUCUUUGAGAAUAUGUCAGAGCAUUAUAUAUGUUAAACUUGGUUUUAGCUUUAGAUAAUUAAUCUGAGAAUGACUUGGUUGCUGCCAACAGAAAAACUCUGAAAAGCUAACCUUCCACGAAGCACAAAGAUCUGUACAUAAAAACUUCAAAAUGUCAUGUUUCUGUGCACCACAGUUAAAUGUGAAUUAAUAAUUAAACCAAUUUGAGAAGUGAAA